Molecule: messenger RNA, 3825 nt
Organism: Xenopus tropicalis (tropical clawed frog)
Lineage: Eukaryota; Metazoa; Chordata; Amphibia; Anura; Pipidae
Gene: atf6
Product: activating transcription factor 6
Exons: 16
Coding region: 115-2049 (644 amino acids)
Biological process (GO): regulation of DNA-templated transcription
Cellular component (GO): nucleus; endoplasmic reticulum membrane
Molecular function (GO): DNA-binding transcription factor activity; sequence-specific DNA binding
Source: RefSeq, a predicted model, not a curated record
UUUGCUUGCUAUGAAACGAAGUAUUUUGUCCCUAGCCGGCUACUGUAAUGUGUAAUGUCGUGUUGCUUAGAGAACACCGACGUGUAAUUAGUAAGAAGACGGAAACUGGGUGAAAUGGCAGCGGUGCUAAAGAGCUGUGUGUUGGGCGGACUGCAGGGGCCCGGCCCGGGCGGGGGGUCACCGGUGGAAGAAUUGGACUGGGAUUCUUCACUCUUUGAAGAACUUACUGAUUUGGUUGAUGUAGAUAAUAUGUUUCCGGAUGAGAAAAAUGACCUUUACGGAAACCAUUUUGACAACCUUGAUUUCAACAUGGACCUGAUGGCAUGGAAUACUUGUCCAUGGGAUGUCCCUGGUGACGUUAUCAAACUAGAUCCUUUGUCUCCUCCAUCAUCCAUCUCCUCUGUGCCUUCCCCUUCAUCUGUUGAUUCUUUAGCCUCUUCUUCUCAGUUUGUGCCAGAAGAUUCUGAUGUAUCCAGUUCUCAGCUGUCUCCCAUAUCAUUGUACUCUGAUUGCUCAAAAAGUCCCAAGUCGCCAGAUUUCCCUGAAGAGAAACCUUUAAUAAGUGCACGCCAGACCACAGGUUCUAUUACACAGCGGAAGCUGCCUCCAGUGGUACCGAAACCAUCCAUUCAACCCAAAGCUAUAAUAAUUCCUGCUACUGCUGAUAUUCAAGCCUCCGCAACUGUUGCACCCAAAACAAUAAUUUUCCAGCCUCUAACAACACUUCUACCAAAGCAACAACCUCUUAUUACCUUGCAGCAAGCACCUUCUGCUGGCCAACCAGUCCUGCUUGCCCCUUCUACGGUGGUGCAGCUUCCUGCUUCCGGUAUUGUUACUACACAGCAAGUCCUUACUGUGGGUGGAGGUACAGCAACAAUCCCUACUUCAUCUAUGAACAUCCUCACCCCUACUGUUCCACAAUGUGCUAAAAUGUCACCAGUUAAACCCGUCAUGCCAACAUCUGUGCAAUCUGUGGAUUCUGGAACAGAUAUAAAUGUCUUAAGGAGGCAACAGCGAAUGAUUAAAAACCGGGAAUCGGCCUUCCAGUCUAGAAGAAAGAAAAAGGAAUACAUGCAGACACUGGAAGCACGCCUGAGAGUAGCCCUCUCUGAGAAUGAGAGGCUAAAGAAGGAAAAUGGAUCCUUGCAGAAAUUGCUAGAAGAAGUUGUAACUGAAAAUCAAAAGCUCAAAGUGACCGCACCGAAGAGAAGAGCCGUCUGCCUAAUGAUGGUGGCUGCAUUUCUACUGCUCAAUUUUAGCCCAUUAAGUAUUCUGGAAUCAAAGCCAGGCUCCUAUGAUGUUGAGGUCAGCCCUAUCCGCCACAACAGGCAUCUUCUUGGUUUUUCAGCUAGUGAUGAAAAUGUAGAAGCCCAGAAAGUUCCAGAUAAUACCAGAAAUGAUAGGUACAUUUCCAAUGAAAAGGCAUUGAUGGUAGUAAAGGAGCCAUUACUCUACAUUCCUCAGCCUCCUCCUUGCCAACCACAGGUUAAUAAAACACAGACCCUCAGGUUAAAUCAGGAACUGCGUGGUUGGAUACACAGGCAUGAGGUCGAGAGGACCAAGUCCAGAAGAAUGACCAACAGCCAUAAGGAACAAAAGCCAGAGGAGAAAAGUGGCAAUUCUGAACUUGUGACAAUGCAGUAUACAGACACCAGUAUCAGGAACUCUAACGAGCUUCAGGUUUAUUACUACUCCCCAAGGAGCUACCAAGACUUUUUAGAAGCAAUCCGCAGGAGGGAAGAUACCUUCUAUGUGGUGUCAUUCCGUAGGGAUCAUCUUUUGUUACCAGCCACCCACAGAAAUAAAACCACUAGACCAAAAAUGUCAAUAAUACUGCCAUCAACUAAUGUGAAUGAUAAUGUGAUUAACGGGCAGGAUUUUGAGGUGAUGAUGCAAAUAGACUGCGAAGUGAUGGACACCCGCAUUCUACAUGUCAAGGCUUCAACGAUUCCUCCAUUUUUACGAGAGCACCGAGAGAACCAGACAAAUUCGUUCUACAACUCUCCCACAUCUGGCCCGGAACCUGCCCAAGUUGUGAGCGCAAUAUAAAAGUCCUUACCAUGAAGGAGACUGAGAACAGUGUUUAAUCCACUUGCUGCCUCAGUGUGUGUACUGGAGACUGCCAAGGAAGCAUUCGGUGCAAACAAACAUCACAUAUAAAUGUUAACAUUCACUUGCCAUCAGUGCAUAGACAAUAGUUUUAGUUUUUUUUUUUUGUGUUUUUUGUUUUUUUUUUCCUUACAGAAUUUCCCAAAAUAGAAUUUAGAAGUAAAAAUAAGAAUCUCACAAGAAGAGCAAGUAGGAUGCAACUAAAAAAAAUCCAGAAAGUUUGUUACGUGUUAUCUUGCUGUUGUAGACAAAUCAAAAAUUGCUAAGAUGAGCUUAUAUUGGAUAUUUUACCAAACCAGGAUCUUUUAAAGGUCAAGUAUACAGUUCCCUUUACACAGGAAAAUCCACUCAAGGUCAUGAAACGGGUACAUCAUGGUCAAAUUUGUCCAUCCAGGUGCUGAACUAAAUCCAAGUGAUCCAAUUAUUUGGAUCCCAGGCCUCACCUGACAGGACUGGUGAGGCCUCGAUAACUAUAUCUGACAUUAUUAGAAUUAAAUUUUAGUUGCGGUUUGCCCCAAUAAUGGCAAUAAGCUGUUGACUUUAGCAAGAGUGGCCAGGUUGGCAGACAGUGUCAGAUUAUCAUAGAGACAUAGACAUUUUAAAUGUGUAGUAGUUGGAAAUUUAUUCCAAAAAUAUUUUUUGUACAAAUUAUAGUCCAAUUUAAAUGUUUCCAUAUUAUUGACUUUACUUUGUAAAUUACUCCUUAGAGUGCUACUUACACACAGUGUAGAUACACUCUCAGCCUUUGGCCUUAAUAUUGUUUCAUUUGUAAGUUAGCUGCCCUUCCCAUUUACUUUGUGAUAUAGGGACAAGCCUUAAGCAAUACAAACAUCCACUGUCCUUUGGCAUUCCACUGAUUCAUUAAUAUAGCCUUAAGGGAACCCCCUUAUCAAGCUUAAUACAUUAUUAUUUGCUGUGCAGUGUUCAUGGUCAAGGGUAGGACACUAGAUUGUCUUUGAAAAAAAAAUGAAAAACUUUUAUUUAAAUAAUGAUUUAUUGCAGCUUAAAAGGUGACUGCUGCAGCAAAGUGUCACACUGCAAUGGAUGCCUGUGGGACAGCCUGCUAACACUUUCCUUUGCUCUCCUGGGAGCAGGGAUGCCUAGUAUCUUCCUAGGAAAUAAUGAAACCUAUUUCUACUUAUGUCUCUCCCUAUGGCAUCUUUCUGGGGAGAUGCUCCUUGGCAGUAGAAACUGUUCAAGUUCUAUAAUUUUAUUCUUAGUAAAACAUUUCCCCUUUAUAAAGUCUUCACUUGCUAAAACACACUAUGUAAGCCACUAUGUUGCUUUGAUUACUGUACACUGAUACAGUAGAUUUACAAAUAGCGGUUUAAAUUGAAAACCUAGUCUUCUCUUAAACACAUAAACAUAAUGCCCAUUAUAAAUGUUUUAAUUACUUAGACACCUGCAUAAGGCAGACUAAGCCCCCCUUGCCCCCCCAGCUUACCCUUAUGAGCUGAGCCCUCUAAGGGACAUGCCUGCAUUGUCAGGAAGGACAAAGGUUGCCCACAUCUCACUCAAAUGUUGGUGUGGAUGGAUAAUUUUAUUUAUCUUUAUAUUUUUACACUGGGAUAUUAAGUUGAAUACUGUGCUUAAUGUAUAAUUUUUGUAUGACUGAUGUUUGAUACAAUUUUGCUUUAUGGGUGGGUGUAUUAGAUGGGUGGGUUCUGGUGGAAUAUUUUUCAAACCUAUGUGCACUAGUAAAGGAUUUCCACAAUA